AAAAUAAAUUAAAUAUUCCGUCAUCGGAAAAGAGUACUCCGCCGCCGUGAAUGGAAGGAGUAGGUGCCAGAUUCGGCCGUUCAUCAACUAGGUACGGCCCGACCACUGUAUUCACUGGUCCGGUUCGGAGAUGGAAGAAGAAAUGGGUUCAUGUCAGCUCCGGCAAAAACAAUCAUCAAUCAACCGCCGUUAACGGCGGUGUUAACGGCAGUAAUGUCUCUCAUCUCGUGUUUUUGAAGUGGACUCCGAUUACUGCCAGCCAAAAUAACAACAACAGUAACAGUAGCGCCGAUAAGGAUGACGAUUCCAAAAUCUCCGAUAAAGACGACGUCGUUCCGAUCGAGGAACCUCCCAAACGUAAAUUCAAGUAUAUUCCGAUCGCUCUGCUUGAAAAUCAAAAGAACGAGACAUCAGACCAGGAUGAGGAGGAAGCUAAACCAAUGGAGGCUGAUGCAAAUACCGGGGAGCCAACAUUUCAAGCUGAUGAUUCAUUUUCCGACAGAAAGAGAAAACUGCAGCCCCGGACCGAAAGGUGGGCGUCUCAAUCUAAACCAGCCUUGUCUACCAAGAAUUGUGAUGAAAAACCUGACAUCAAUGAUGUGGCGAUGGAAGAAAAUCAGGAACCAGAGGAUAAACCUCCAGAAAGACAAGAUUUAAAUGAAAGCACAUUGGACUUGUCUUUGGGAUUCACGGGUCAUGAGGAAAAUGAUGCGGACUCGAAAACCAUUCAGACAGAAGACAGUAAAUUGGACAGAGUGAACUCCCAGUAGCACCGGGUAAUAGUGGCUCUACUGUAAAUGCUGCCCGGAUCAGUCGAGCGUUUUAACUGCAUUAGUCCUUAAUUUACCAUGACCUUAAAGUAACUGUAAUGUAAAACCAUUAUACUAGAAUGCAGACUCACAAAAAAAGGUGUUCCUAUUGACUGAGUUCAUAUUAUUUUUUUACACCGGCAUUGUAUUGAAACACUGAUAUUGGACUUGGUUCAAUGAAAUUUAACAUCGUUUGAUUUCUUAAA
Solanum dulcamara is the source of this 1015-nucleotide messenger RNA. RefSeq lists its product as uncharacterized. Lineage: Eukaryota; Viridiplantae; Streptophyta; Magnoliopsida; Solanales; Solanaceae. The record is from RefSeq and is a predicted model, not a curated record. The coding region runs from base 51 to 770 and encodes 239 amino acids. The transcript has 3 exons.